AUGCCCAAAGACCCUAUAGACAUGAGCCGGAAUGGCGAAUAUUUAGCAAAUAUGGAGAAUGAGGGCGAAAAUGGUGCCUUAGACUCCCAGCAAGAAGUCAUAGAGAUUUUGACGGAUGAUGAGGAAGAUAAUCGUGAGUCCAGCUUCGGUAGCAAUAACAUUACGAAUAGUGAAGAACCUCUUUUUGUUAGGGAGCAUAAUGACGAUGAUGACAUACAAAUAACAGGAGCAAAUACCAUGAAUGCUAACGAGAGAGCACCCAGAAUAAUACGGCGUCGUAGUAACGCAGCACAUAUGGAUCAAUCAAGGAAUGUCAGGAGGCGACAUAAUGAUGAUGAGGAUGACAUACAAAUUAUUGAUGAACGCCCAGCAGAAAGACAGCUCAUUCCGCCAGUAGAUAUGCUCCCUAGUUAUGCAUCUGAUAGUCUUCGUCGGAGAGUGCAAGGAAUUGAAACCCCAAUAGGGGUAUUUCAAUCCAACGAAAACAGUAGUACGUCUUUCUCAGGAUCUGAAAGCGAACGAGGUCUCAGAUACACAGAGCCGCCUCGUCGGAAUCCCUUAAGAUCAAGAAGGGCAAGGAGAAUGAGACCUCCAAGAAACGAUUUUGUUGCAUUGGAUCAUUUUGUACUAUCACAACAAUUAUAUCACAAUCUAUAUGGAAAUUGGAAUGGUCACGAAGACCUUCCUAAUGCAGACGCAGUCGAAGGGUCUGUCAUGGCAAGAAUUGAAAGGGAUAAUGAAAAUGCAGUAGAUCAGAGAUUACAAAAUGAGAAUAUAUUUAACAGGGCUGCAUUAAAAAACAAAAAGGAAAUUGCAGAGAAAGAAUUGCCUGGGUAUACUAAUGACAUUAAACCUGACUCAAAUAUAUGCUGCGACUUAUGUGGCAUAAUUUUAGGCGAAGGUAUUCCAGACGAUUUUAAGCCUGAUGUAUAUUACAAUGAUGAAGAAAAUUUUAAAAAGUUUUGUGAGGAUUACAAAGUGCAAGCACCAUGGUUCUGUAUUAGACAAUGCUUACCUGUUGAUGUCGACUUAUCAAAACGUGUAUUUGUUGCAAAGUGUGGUCAUAUAUAUUGUGGAAGAUGUGUAAAGAACAUAGGGAACAGGCCUUCAGGGCGGAGAAAACAAAAUCAAAAGUUAACGAUCGACAACCCUUUGGUGUAUGCACCAAGGAAGUGUACAAACUCUGAAUGCAAUCUGUCUUUCACAGGGAAGAAGUCAUUCACAGAAUUGUAUUUUUAA
This is a messenger RNA of Debaryomyces hansenii CBS767, 1239 nucleotides long. It is a transcript of the gene HEX3, whose product is annotated as SUMO-targeted ubiquitin ligase complex subunit. The transcript has a single exon. Gene Ontology annotation, molecular function: ubiquitin-protein transferase activity. The coding region runs from base 1 to 1239 and encodes 412 amino acids. Gene Ontology annotation, cellular component: SUMO-targeted ubiquitin ligase complex. NCBI's taxonomy places the organism in Eukaryota, Fungi, Ascomycota, Pichiomycetes, Serinales, Debaryomycetaceae. The record is from RefSeq and is a predicted model, not a curated record.